AUGGCCUCUUUAACGCACAACGACUACACCAUCGCGUGGAUAUGCGCCUUGCCGCUGGAGGCAACAGCGGCUCGCGCCAUGCUGAACAAGACUCACAGUCCCCUGCCGAAACCCUCUACCGAUCCGAAUGCUUACGACCUUGGCGAGUUAAAUGGUCACAAUAUUGUCAUUACUUACCUACCAGCUGGUAUAUACGGUAAAGUGUCUGCAACGGCUGUGGUAUCUCACAUGCAUUCAACAUUUCCUCGGCUUCAGUAUGGACUAAUGGUGGGAAUCGGAGGGGGGGUCCCGGGAAGAAACAACGACAUUCGACUAGGCGAUGUGGUAGUUAGCAAGCCGAUGGGAAGGUACAGCGGAGUGAUACAGUAUGAUUAUGGCAAAGCGGUUCGAGGUGGAAAAUUUGAGCCAACAGGAACUUUGAACAAACCACCACAGGCUCUUUUAACUCACAUGAGUCAGCUGCAGACAAAAUAUAUGAGUGGAGACCAGGAUGAUGUUUUGAAAAUAGUGUGGGAAACACUCGAACGAAACCCUGGCAUGAAAGAUAGGUUUUCCCCCCCAGAACAACAAACAGACUUUCUUUUCCAUUCCUCUUAUCAUCAUGCCGACGAGAAUGACAGCUGUCGAAAGUGUGAUAAAGAGAAAUUAGUCAAACGGCUACCCCGUGCUACUAAAACACCUUGCAUCCAUUAUGGGUUGAUUGCAUCGGGGGAUCAGGUGAUAAAAGACUCAGAGACGCGAGACCGUCUAGCACAACAGCAUGGGAUGCUCUGCUUUGAGAUGGAAGCAGCCGGCCUGAUGGAUGAGCUUCCGACGCUGGUAAUUCGAGGGAUAUGCGAUUAUUGCGACUCUCAUAAGCAGAAACAGUGGCAAGGAUAUGCAGCUCUGACAGCGGCCGCUUAUACAAAAUUACUGUUGUCAAUGAUUCCUGUCCGCAAUGUGAAUAUGGGUCACAUGAAAAGCAAGAAAAUGCGGCACUGGAUGGUCUCACUCCCGAGAAAUCCAAAAUUCGUCGGUCGUCAGGACGAAGUCACAAAACUAGAAGGAUUAAUUACUAAACAAGAUGGACCCAGGAGGAUCGCAGUCACCGGACUGGGAGGGGUCGGUAAGACACAAGUGGUCCUUGAGCUAGUACACCGCAUACGGGACCACGAUGAGGAGUGCUCAGUCUUCUGGAUCCCCUGUACCAGUCAUGCAAUGAUUGAGCAGACUUUCCUGCACAUUGCACAAAUACUCGGACUUCAUGAUAUGAAUCCGGCGGUUGUUAAAGAACAGAUUCAUAAAUUUCUUCGCUCCGAGCGUGCAGGAAAGUGGCUUCUGAUAUUCGAUAACGCAGAUGAUGCAGAGAUGUGGUUUGCACCCAAUCAGACAGCUACACCUCUUGAGGACUUUCUUCCUGAGAGCGAACAAGGCCGUAUUUUAUUCACCACCCGAAACCGAAAACUCGGUAUGAAGCUAGCACCAUUCAAUGUUGUUCCCAUUCCAGAUGUGGAUAAAGAAACCGCAGUUAAAAUCCUGGAGAAGAUGUUGGCACACGAGGACUUGCUUAGAGAUACUCCCAUGACCACUACUCUGCUUGAAGAGUUAGCCUUUCUCCCUUUGGCCAUUGCACAGGCGUCAGCAUAUAUUAUUGAAAACAAUAUCGACUUAACAACCUACCUCACACUUCUCCAAGAGCAAGAACAAGAUGCCGUGGAACUCCUGAGCGAAGACUUUCGUGAUCCAGGACGCUACAAAACCAUCGAGAACCCUGUUAUCACCACCUGGCUAAUAUCAUUUAAACAGAUUCAGCGUCGAGAUCAAUUAGCAGCAGACUAUCUAUCUUUUAUGGCCUGUAUUGAUCCGCGAAAUAUUCCCCAGUCCCUCCUUCCUCAGCCAAGAUCCAGGAAGAAGAAAAUUGACGCUCUGGGGCUUUUAAAUGCAUACUCGUUUACCAACGGCCAAGACAUGGAUAUAGAUAUGCACAGACUUGUGCAUAUUGCGACCCGAAACUGGCUUAGGAAGAAUGCAUUAUUUAGCCAGUGGAUCCACAAGGUAGCUAAUCAAAUGCAGAACGUGUUUCCAGACAAUCAUUACACCAACCGCGAACUUUGGCAGAAAUAUCUUCCUCAUGCAUUAGUGCUUGUGCGUGAAAUUGAAUUUAAUGUACAAGAGAACAGUUACCCUGAUCUAGCUCAAAAAAUUGCAGAUUGUCUUGCUAGUGAUGGAAGAUACCAAGAAGCAGAAGAACUUUACGACAAGCUGAUGAGGAUCAAUCUAGAAAAAGCUGGCUCAGAGCAUCCCUCCACUCUGAGCAGCAUGGCGAACCUGGCAUCAACCUACCGGAAUCAAGGUCGAUGGAAUGAAGCCGAGAAGCUGGGGGUGCAAGUCAUGGAGACAUCCAAGACAGUGCUGGGAGAUGAGCAUCCCUCCACUCUGACCAGCAUGGCGAACCUAUCGUCAACCUACCGGAAUCAGGGUCGAUGGAAUGAAGCAGAGAAGCUGGAUGUGCAAGUCAUGGAGACAAGGAAGACAGUGCUAGGAGAUGAGCAUCCUGACACUCUGACCAGCAUGGCGAACCUGGCAUCAACCUUUUGGUAUCAAGGUCGAUGGAAUGAAGCCGAGAAGCUGGGGGUGCAAGUUAUGGAGACAUCCAAGACAGUGCUGGGAGAUGAGCAUCCUGACACUCUGACCAGCAUGGCGAACCUAGCGUCAACCUACCGGAAUCAGGGUCAAUGGAAUGAAGCCGAGAAGCUGAACGUGCAAGUCAUAGAGACAUCCAAGACAGUGCUGGGAGAUGAGCAUCCUGACACUCUGACCAGCAUGGCGAACCUAGCGUCAACCUACCGGAAUCAGGGUCGAUGGAAUGAAGCUGAGAAGCUGGGGGUGCAAGUUAUGGAGACAUCCAAGACAGUGCUGGGAGAUGAGCAUCCUGACACUCUGAUCAGCAUGGCGAACCUAGCGUCAACCUACCGGAAUCAGGGUCGAUGGAAUGAAGCCGAGAAUCUGAACGUGCAAGUCAUAGAGACAUCCAAGACAGUGCUGGGAGAUGAGCAUCCCUCCACUCUGACCAGCAUGGCGAACCUAGCGUCAACCUACCGGAAUCAGGGUCGAUGGAAUGAAGCCGAGAAGCUGGACGUGCAAGUCAUGGAGACAUUCAAGACAGUGCUGGGAGAUGAGCAUCCUGACACUCUGACCAGCAUGGCGAACCUAGCGUCAACCUACCGGAAUCAGGGUCGAUGGAAUGAAGCCGAGAAGCUGGACGUGCAAGUCAUGGAGACAUUCAAGACAGUGCUGGGAGAUGAGCAUCCUGACACUCUGACCAGCAUGGCGAACCUAGCGUCAACCUACCGGAAUCAGGGUCGAUGGAAUGAAGCCGAGAAGCUGGGGGUGCAAGUUAUGGAGACAUCCAAGACAGUGCUGGGAGAUGAGCAUCCCUCCACUCUGACCAGCAUGGCGAACCUAGCGUCAACCUACCGGAAUCAGGGUCGAUGGAAUGAAGCCGAGAAGCUGAACGUGCAAGUCAUAGAGACAUCCAAGACAGUGCUGGGAGAUGAGCAUCCCUCCACUCUGACCAGCAUGGCGAACCUGGCAUCAACCUUUUUUAAUCAGGGUCGAUGGAAUGAAGCAGAAAACCUGAACGUGCAAGUCAUGGAGACAUCCAAGACAGUGCUGGGAGAUGAGCAUCCCUCCACUCUGACCAGCAUGGCGAACCUGGCAUCAACCUUUUUUAAUCAGGGUCGAUGGAAUGAAGCAGAGAAGCUGAACGUGCAAGUCAUGGAGACAAGGAAGACAGUGCUGGGAGAUGAGCAUCCCUCCACUCUGACCAGCAUGGCGAACCUAGCGUCAAUCUACCGGAAUCAGGGUCGAUGGAAUGAAGCCGAGAAGCUGGACGUGCAAGUCAUGGAGACACUCAAGACAGUGCUGGGAGAUGAGCAUCCUGACACUCUGACCAGCAUGGGAAACCUGGCAGAAACCUUUUGGUAUCAAGGUCGAUGGAAUGAAGCCGAGAAGCUGGACGUGCAAGUCAUGGAGACAUCCAAGACAGUGCUGGGAGAUGAGCAUCCUGACACUCUGACCAGCAUGGCGAACCUGGCAUCAACCUGCCGGAAUCAGGGUCGAUGGAAUGAAGCCGAGAAGCUGGACGUGCAAGUCAUGGAGACACUCAAGACAGUGCUGGGAGAUGAGCAUCCUGACACUCUGACCAGCAUGAAUAACCUUGCCUAUACGUGGCAAUUUCAGGGAAAACUACAUGAUGCCGUCUCUCUAAUGAAAGAAUGCUCUGACCUGCGCAACAAAGUAUUAGGUCCUAAUCACCCGCAGUCCAUGUUGUCCUCUCGUGCUCUUAAUGAUUGGAUGGAUGAGGAUAAUGCAUUAACAGAUCAAACACCGCUCACUGGGGAUAAAACUCCGCAGCCUCGGCGGGAUGUUUCAGCAGGAUCUUCAGCAGCUGUGGUAACUACCUCGUCUGCCUAUGAAGGGCACAUCAAUCUAUCUUAUCCUCAAAGACGACCAGCUGCUACAUUAUUACUUAAAAAUCAUCCUCUCAUCAUUGCUGCCAGAACACCCUCACCCGCGCCAGAAGGCCAAAACUUACAAGACGUGGAUUGA
Molecule: messenger RNA, 4590 nt
Organism: Talaromyces rugulosus
Lineage: Eukaryota; Fungi; Ascomycota; Eurotiomycetes; Eurotiales; Trichocomaceae
Exons: 1
Coding region: 1-4590 (1529 amino acids)
Biological process (GO): nucleoside metabolic process
Cellular component (GO): kinesin complex
Molecular function (GO): ADP binding; protein binding; catalytic activity
Source: RefSeq, a predicted model, not a curated record